This is a messenger RNA of Cylindrotheca closterium, 2376 nucleotides long. Lineage: Eukaryota; Bacillariophyta; Bacillariophyceae; Bacillariales; Bacillariaceae. The record is from the annotation of a GenBank genome assembly.
AUGUACUUCUGGUCACGGAACCCUGAGAAUAAAGGAUCCGAACCUCAUGGACUACAUAAUGGACACUUUAAGGCGGCUAUCCAGUCUCCAUCUAUAGCGUACUGUGAUGCCCUCUUCCGGAACAUUCCUCUCACCACAGGGUUUGUUCCUCUUCAAUGGCAAAACCUGAUGAACUUUGCCAUUGAAAAGAAGCCAGGAGACUUCCGCCUAUCUAAAAUGCGCACCAUCCAGCUGAUGAAUUCCGAGGCCCAGGCAAACAAUAAGAAGGCAGGCCGUGCAGCCAUGCAAUUUGCCAAAGCGCACUCCUUGAUACCCGACGGGCAAUGCGGCUCACGCAAACGUCAUCAAGCAAUUGACCUGGCCUUGUCUAAACAAUUAGUGUGGGAUCUACUGAUCCUUCAACGCCGCGCAGCGGGGUGGAUCUCGAAUGAUGCCAAGUCCUGCUUUGACCGUGUUGUCCACUGGGUGGCCAUCGUCACAAUGUUGCUGUUUGGCUUGACAUGGCAUGUCCUAUCAUCAAUGUUCAACAUGCUCUCCUCCGCUACCCGCCGUGUUUGCACAGGUUUUGGUGACUCCAAGAGAAGCUUUCGCCCUCCGUCAGCGGUGCCAUUCCAAGGUUGUUGGCAAGGGAAUGGUGCCAGACCCCCCAUUUGCAUCUCGGUGAGCUCAGUGUUAAUCACAAUGAUGGAAGCAAUGGGCUAUGGAUUUGAGGGUCUUUCGGCGUUAGAGUCACAACUAGUGACAGCCCAAUGUUUCUGUUUUGUUGACAAUACGGACGUGAUUGAAGCAGGUGACACAGUCCAUCACUCUGGGGAGGAUAUUUGCGCCUCAGUCCAGGCUGCUGCCACCUUGUGGUCGGGGGGAAUUCGGGCAACAGGUGGUGCAAUCAAUCCGGAGAAGUCCUUCUGGUGGCUUAUUGACUUUGAAUGGGAUGCUCGCAAUGGUCAGUGGAGAUUCUGUAGGAAAUGCUCCGCGGCACCGGAAUUCGACCUUAAGAUACCGGGGUUAUACGGUGACAUUGAACCCCUUCGUCGCCUUGAACCAGAUGAUUCCGAACGUACUCUGGGGGUGAUGUUGUCGCCACUGGAAAAUCACAACGCACAGGAGGCACAGUUGGUCUCUAAAGCUAAAGCGUGGGCCAAACAGCUUUGGCCUCACCUGCUACACAAGUACGACGUGUUACCCUUAAUCCGGACCACAAUCCUGAAGAAGCUUGAAUAUCCUAUGGCACUCACUACCCUCAACGCUCAACAAUGGCAGGACAUUAUGUCACCGGUUCUCCAGGUGUGCUUACUUAAGUCAGGUGUUUGCCGCAACUUUCCCCGUUCUGUGGUCUUUGCCCUGGUGGAUUAUCAAGGCCUUGGUGUUCCUCACCCCUUUGGCAAGCAAGUUUACAAACACUUGGAGAUGAUCCUGCGCCAUAUGUCGGGGGGCACAAAGACUGGAGCCUACAUGGACGCCAAUCUCCAGGCUCACCAGCUGGAAACCGGUUCCUCUACAACUUCUCGGCGCUAUGCUCCAUCUGGCAGUCACAGUGGGACGGAUAGCCUACAACGACCAAGUUCUUGGUGGACUUGCCCUUUGCCUUCUGACGUCCUGCGUGCCACAGUGAGGCCCCUCUCCGGUAGCGACUGGGUGCUCCUCACUGGUACAGGUCUCCCAACCUUGCCUCCCUCUGACCCUACCCCCUCCAUCCUCAACGCCUGGCAAACCUCUGCCGACCUCUGCACAGACUACUAUGGGUGGGUCCCUGAUGAGAUUGAGGUACAUGGUGAUGAGGCUGCCUUGGCCGAUGCCCUGAUCCAGGGCCGCCUCAGAAUCAUCAGCGAUGGGUCAUACAAAAAUGACCUGGCAACUGCUGCUGUUCAGCUCCUUCCCAAAGGGGGAACUGCUUGCAUUGUCAUCCGUUGUCAAACUCCAGGCCUACCUCAGGAUCAGAGUGCCUAUCGUAGCGAGUUGAUUGGCCUUCUGGCUGGGAUUAUGGCGGUCGACUGGCUCCUCCAACAAUGGUUCCCAGCCCUUAGCCAGCGGCCGGGUGUCAAGAUCGCCUGCGACGGCCUUUCGGCCAUUGAAAUGGCCUUUGAAGAUCGACCCCUUUCACCCACUGAUGCACAAUUUGACCUGAUCUCUUCCAUCCGGGAAGCUAUAUCUCGGUCUCCGGUGUCUUGGUCUCCACGGCAUGUCUAUGGACAUCUGCACAAGUCCAACUUAUUUGAUGAACUCACUUGGUGGGAAAAGAAAAACCUGGAGGUAGAUGGCAUGGCAGUGGAUUUCCGCAAGGAACUAGAGGCCGCCCACCAACUUAUCCCCCCAAUCCUCGGUUCUUCACGGAACUGGCAGCUCUUUUUGUGGCUGACACAAAGCAGUCUUGGCUGA